Epithele typhae is the source of this 1059-nucleotide messenger RNA. RefSeq lists its product as uncharacterized. NCBI's taxonomy places the organism in Eukaryota, Fungi, Basidiomycota, Agaricomycetes, Polyporales, Epitheliaceae. The transcript has 9 exons. The record is from RefSeq and is a predicted model, not a curated record. Bases 1 to 1059 code for a protein of 352 amino acids.
AUGCAGGGAGCUCCGCCUGCGCGACCUCCCGGCUCGACUGUCCCAAUCCACGCACACAAUCUCGCAGGCCAGACGUACACACGAUUGCGCCAAAUAUGCAACAACGACUACCAGGUGCCCACUCUGAUCGGAACCGGCCCGCCGGGCGACAGCUGCAACGAACAACUCUCCUCGUGUUGCUGCAACAGCAUCGCCUUCCAGCUCAGCAUGCUGUGCAUGAAUUGUCAGUUCUACACGGUGCCGGGUAAUGGGGGAAGCGGUAUCGAUGCUCCAGGUCACGAUACCUACUCCAAAUACCUCGGCACUUGUGGUCCGGUGACAAAUCAUUCUCUGCCCGCAGACAUCCAACAGGCGGUCUGCAACACGAACAUCCGCCUGGACGAUUACCUCUACGGGGGCUGGGACGACGGCACGUGGUUCUAUGAAUUCACAAAGGAACUCGCGGAUAUGCAGCACGCGGUCAACAACAACAACACCUUCACUCAUUGCGCGAAUCAAGUCUCCUCCGCCCCUCCUCCGACAUCCACCUCCCAUGUCGUCGUGCCGGACUCGAGCGCGACCCGGGGAGCCUCGGGACGUCGUCAACAACCUCACCGGCCGAGACUGUACAGGUAUGUCAUUACCUCUGUUGCGCUCCAGACACUAACGGCGUUCAAAUCCUCAACCCACCAGGGAUCCCCAACCGACGACGCCUCCUCUCCGGACACCCAAACACGGACGAACGCCAUAGUCGGAGGCGUGGUCGGCGGCGCGGGCGCGCUGCUCCUCGUCACCGUCGUCGCCUGCCUCUUCCUGCAGCGACGGCGCGUGCGCGGGGCCCGCCGACGCCCCCGCCCGCCGCCCUCCGCGACGAGUCCCGGGGCGCGCUGGGACAGCCUGCAGCCCGCGUCCCUCCUCCGCCAGAGCAUGUUCGCCGCCCACGACACGGACGAGAGCCUCUCGCGCUCGCCGUGGCUCCAGCGCUCCGGCAGCAGCGAUUCCUUCCUGUGGUCGGAGAGCGGUGCUCCUACGGUCCUGGCCCCGUCGAGCCUCGGGGCGGUCGUUGGCGCGAGGGCGUAG